AUGGAAGUAACAGCUCUUUUUUUCUCUCAUCUAAAUAGAGUCAAUUCAAUUAGUUCUGUUGUACGAACUAUAACAGAGGUGAAGCACAAAUGGCAGGAUCUUCAGCUGAAAUCAAAGAAGAAGGAGUCAGAAAGAAAUAGGCUCCAGAAUCUGACAGGUGGUGGACCAGCACCACCUGCUUUAACACCACUGGAUUACAUUGUACCUGUUUCUCAGAAUGAACAAACAGAUCCAAUUGGAAGUGCUGAUGACAAUGUUAAUAUUUUGAUAGACUUGUCGACUGGAAAGGAAAUCAGAAUUAACGAAAAUGAAGAGACACUUUGUGGUAUUGAGAGCAGACCCAAGGAACAAACAUCACCACCAUCAAAGAAUAGGACUGGAAAGACAGUGGAAAGUGAUUCUACCAGUAAAUUGUUGAUAAUAGAACAGGUAAAGUUACAGUUGAAAAAAAGAAAAAUAGAGUUGAUGGAGGAAAGAAAUGAUUUGGAAAGAAAGAAACUGAAAUUUUUUGAACUUAUAGCAGAAAAGUUAUCUGUAGUUAAUGAGCAAUAGGUCAAAUUUAUCCCUACUCUGUGUACAAGCAAAUUGAUUAUUCAUUAUUGUAUCAUGUAUAAGUUUUAUUUUUAAGUAUUUUUCCAGGAUAAUUGUUCAUACUCAAAAACAGAUAAGUAAUAAAAGGUCCAUCUAUUCACAAGCAUUUUAUUACCGUUUAUUAAUUCUAUUGAAGACUAAUGAGAUAAUGUCACU
Mytilus trossulus (common blue mussel) is the source of this 747-nucleotide messenger RNA. RefSeq lists its product as uncharacterized. The transcript has 5 exons. The record is from RefSeq and is a predicted model, not a curated record. The coding region runs from base 1 to 552 and encodes 183 amino acids. NCBI's taxonomy places the organism in Eukaryota, Metazoa, Mollusca, Bivalvia, Mytilida, Mytilidae.